Molecule: messenger RNA, 3024 nt
Organism: Exophiala oligosperma
Lineage: Eukaryota; Fungi; Ascomycota; Eurotiomycetes; Chaetothyriales; Herpotrichiellaceae
Exons: 2
Coding region: 90-2564 (824 amino acids)
Biological process (GO): poly(A)-dependent snoRNA 3'-end processing; nuclear polyadenylation-dependent snoRNA catabolic process; histone mRNA catabolic process
Cellular component (GO): nucleolus; nuclear exosome (RNase complex)
Molecular function (GO): nucleic acid binding; nucleotide binding; 3'-5'-RNA exonuclease activity
Source: RefSeq, a predicted model, not a curated record
CACAAUCGAAGUGUCAGAACGCCAUUCAAUCGCGCGGCGAGUCUCUCAAUCUUGUCUGGUCUGUUACAGGCAGAGAGCUUGUUGUCAUCAUGGCUUCCGAAGAAUCUCACGAAGCUCCGGUGGAUCUGACCGCAGAUUUCAAGUCCUUUCAAGACCAGGUUCAGAGCGCGCUUGUUAAUGUAACGAGAACAGCAGGCCGCGUUUCGAACGAGGAUCUAGGCUUUCACCGCUCGUCCAGCGAGAAAUUGUCUCGUGCUCUUGAUCGCCAAAAUGCUCAUCUCUUGCGUCUCACGAACAAGUUGCUCAAGGCUGCCACUACCGACACGAGUAUCAAACCCCCAACUCUUCAGAGCCCCGACGGGAUUGAUGACAAUUGGCGACGAGUUGUUGACAUAGUAGAUGAUCUUUUGGAGAAGGCAGACUCUGCUCUGGACGAGGUCUCUGGUGUCAUCAAGCGCCACAGUCCGAGUCUGAAAGAGGGAGAUGCGCCUUCACAGAAUGCAAAACUCGCCAGAGAUCGCUUUUCCCAUGUGAUGCAAAAACCACAAGUUCACUUUGAGAAAAAAGUCAAUAACCAUGAAACAAAGCCUUUCAAGCCUCUACUUCGUUCCAAGCCUCAUGCGAAAGUGCCGCUUGAGGAGUGCGUUGGUGAGGAACAAUCUGGGUACAAGCACCCCUAUGCCCCAGAAAUUGAAGACUACACCUAUCCACCCAGCGUUUAUGAGACUAGUUCGCCCAUUCCCUUCAAUCCACCUGAAAACACGGAACCGAUCUAUGUUGACACCGAAGAAGGCGUGAAAGAAAUGCUAGAAGAGCUAAAACAAGCCACAGAGAUAGCCAUUGACUUGGAACAUCACGAUACGCACUCCUUUAUUGGUAUUGUCUGCCUCAUGCAAGUUAGCACAAGAGAGAAAGAUUGGAUCAUCGAUACCCUCAAGCCAUGGCGAGAGAAUCUACAGAUGCUCAAUGAGGUACUGGCUGAUCCCAAGAUCCUCAAGGUCUUUCACGGCUCAAACAUGGACAUGAUCUGGCUACAGCGAGACCUCGGUCUAUACGUUGUCGGCCUGUUUGAUACAUUCCAUGCCUCUAUGGCGCUACAGUUCAACGGAAAAGGCCUCAGGCACCUUUUGGAACGAUUCGCCAACUUCGAGGCACAAAAACAGUACCAAACCGCGGACUGGCGGGUUCGACCUCUACCCAAGGAAUUGAUAGACUACGCUCGUUCAGACACGCAUUUCCUUCUUCAUAUCUACGACAACAUGAGGAAUAUGUUGAUCGAGUCUUCCACUCCCAACGAGAAUCUGGUUGAUUACGUCCUGCGAGAGUCAAAGAAAGAAUCUCUUCAGGUAUACGAACGUCCAGUGUAUGAUGCAGAGACCGGACGUGGCUCCCUAGGCUGGCUGAAUCUUCUCAUGCAGCGAUCAGUGUCUUUUGGACCAGAACAACUCAGUGUUUUCCGAGCAGUGCAUGAGUGGCGGGAUCGCAAAGCACGAGAGACCGAUGAAGGAUUACAAUUCAUCAUGCCCAACCAUAUCAUAUUUCAAAUAGCAGAAAGCAUGCCGACUUCAGCAUUCACCUUCCAUGCCACGGUUCGUCGCAACACCAAGGCGAUUUCGAAUUACCUUCCGGAAUUGAUCGAGAUUGUCAAGAAGGCCAAAGCCGAAGGAAAGGAAGGGAAGACUGUGCAGGAGGUCCUCAAGCAUGCCGAAGACGUGUAUGGUAUUGUCCCUCGUCGUGGGCCGAGAUAUUGGCCACGGCAACAACAACAACAACAGACUACGUUCGAAGGUGUAGGUGCCACGUUGCAAAAGCUCGUCGCUACUGCUGCCAAUGAAAGUGUGUCGUCUUCUGCUUCCCUGGCAGCUGACAUGCCUAUUGCCAAGCGAUCUACUUCUUCCCGCUUUUGGGGCACAAUUACACCACAGCAUGCACAUAUCGCGACCGAGACUACUACGGCUUUCGCUGCUUUAGCGUCUGUCCUUCCACUACACACCGCUCACAAUUCAGACAAGCUUUCCCAGCAGCCCACAGAACCAGCUCCCGAUAAUGCUUCGCAGCCUGCAGUGUCUGCCGAAAAAGACCAGCCUCAACCUUCUCAACAACCCAAGUCCAAGGAGAUAUUCACCUUGAAAGAACGCUCGCGCUCCAGGAAACGUAAAGCAGGCGAGACUGACACGAUAGAGGAUGAACCUGCCACUACUUCACCAAAUGUGGCUGACGACUCGGUUUCCAUAAACCAGGAUCAGGAAGUUGCUCACGAAGCAGCACAAACUCCUGACCCAGCAUAUGCAGACAAACGCCUAGCAAAGAAACAGAAGAAGGCGGAGAAGAAGGCCCGGAAACAGGCAGAGAAACUCGCUGCAGAACAAGCUGCUCAAGAAACCAAGCCUUUCGAUUACGCGGGAGCAGAAUCCUUGCUGACACCAGCUGCUCAACCGGCACCAAAUACUCAUGGUACAAAGAAGAUGAAUCCGUUUGCGAAAGCGCUAGACACCGGUACCGGGGCGAGGCGAAGCAAGAUGGGUAAAGAGAUGAGCGGAAAGUCUAUGACAUUCAAAUCGUAAAACUUAUUUCUUCAGAGCCUGAAGUGGAUUCGAUUUGGACUUGGACAAAAAAAGGCCGCUUAUACUUAAGCUUUGGGAGGGUGAGAUUGAUCUCUACUGGGAGGCGAAUACGCUGGCUUAUUUUUUCGGUCUAUUAUGCUCUAUGUCGUUUUGUGCUGCGGAGAGUUGCCUGGGUCUCGUAAGGAUCGAUGAUGAGACGAUGGAAUGCCUUGGACUUGACUGAGCAAAAAUGGGGACAGAGGCUCUCUCUCUCUCUCUCUCUCUCUCUCUCUCUCUCUCUCUGUCUGUCUUUUAGGGGCUCGUUUAGUCGUAGAAUAACGCCGGUAUGGUACGGUGCGGACAAGGUCCAAAAGUCAAGCAUUAGACAAGCUUGAACAAGCUCAAAUACAAAGUAAGCAUUAGUUAUGGGCAUAAGCACGGCGGCAAUGAAAAGACAUAUGGAGUGAUUAAGAUUAUGAUA